Messenger RNA from Mycena citricolor, 228 nucleotides. The record is from the annotation of a GenBank genome assembly. Lineage: Eukaryota; Fungi; Basidiomycota; Agaricomycetes; Agaricales; Mycenaceae.
CACAGUGCUCGGGCACAGCAGGGACGCACCCCACGUAGGAGUCUUUUUGACCCAUACCAACCAUGACACCCUGGUGUCUCGGUCGUCCGACAAUGGAGCUGCAUGGAUGUCCGUCAUCAGAGACGGCCUGGUAUGUAGCCAGUGGGAAGCAACGCACGGGAAAACAGCCCGCGGUGCAUCAUCGCCUGCACAUCCGGCCUUGCACAUGCCCGAACCAUUAUCGAUAAC